CACAUUAUCUCUUAUAGUAAACAAUUAUUAUUAGAAAUGAAAUAUGAAAAUUAGCAUUAAAAAAGAUUUAUUAAAAUCUUUUUAAUUGGUUUGUUGCGUAUCAAUGUUGUCUAAGAACGUAAAACGUAAAGUAACUAUAGUGAUGAUGGUCGUUGGUGGCAUUUUCAGUUUUUUAUCAAAUGUAGGAAACUCCUGGGAACACAUAACACACAAUGGCUCCUACCAAUUGGGCUUGUGGAAAGUAUGCGCAAAUUCUUAUAACUUUAUAUGUGUUAGCAGAGAAAAAACAGGUACCUUAAAAAUAACGCAAACUUUAAUGACUUUGGGAUGUUUGGGGUAUUCGCUGGCUUAUAUUUUUUACGUACUACAUAUCAAUAAAAUGUUCACUAUGAAAUUACUAGGAGGGGUUCUUAAUACUUCAGCUUUUUGUUUACUUAUUGGAAUAAGUUUGUAUACAAAUCAAGUAAGCGCUCGAGAAUAUACUUUUGGUUGGUCUUACGCCGUUGGGUGGAUUUCAGUAAUUUUAGCAUUUGCAGCUGGACUUCUUUGUUUUUUAGAGACUUUGAACCCUUUUAAAUUAAUUAACAACUAUUAAUUUGGAAAAUACCUCGAUAAAAGAUGAUAUUACAUAAUAAAGAUUAUGAAGAAUAUCGAAGAAGACUACAAUCUAAAGAAUAUUGAAAAAGACUAACUCGACAUUAAUCUAUCUAUCGAUAAAUAGAUAGAUUUAUAAAAAUUUAUUAACAGAAAAGGUUUUAAAUCUUGAAAAUCAAAAUGAGAAAACGUUUUCAAAACUAUAGAGAGAUAAGGGAUUGUCCAUAAAAUGCGUACGCUCGGAAAGGAAGAGGGGAUCUGCAAAUAGCGUAUAUGAGAUAGGGGAGUGAGGCAGUAGGUUAAUUAUUUAAGUAUGAAGACACUAAAUUAAAAAAAUAUAUUAAAAUGUUGGGUUCCUAUGUUAAAAGCUUAGGUGCUUUUAGGGAGGUAGAGGGUACUCAAAAGAGCGUAUAGCAAAAUGUAGGGAGGGGGAGGGGGGACGGGUGGGCGAAAAAAAGCGUACGUACUUUAUGUACGACCCCUAAAUUUAGGACUAUUUAACUAUUUGAUUAUCUUUCCUGUAAAAAACGCUCUUUAAACGUCUGUUAAAUAAUAAUGUUUGCAAUUAAAACAUCAAUUAGACGUUUUAAUUGAUGGCGUAAGUGUAUACGUUUGAAGUAUGUCAUAAGAUUUCUAUUUGUUAACAUCUUUCACAUAUUUUAUAAAAAAAUUUAUUAGAUGUUUUUAUACUACUUGUAAUUUACACAAUAUUUUGAAUUCUAACUAAAAACACGAAGAUAUACUUAUAUUUUUA
Hydra vulgaris (swiftwater hydra) is the source of this 1348-nucleotide messenger RNA. NCBI's taxonomy places the organism in Eukaryota, Metazoa, Cnidaria, Hydrozoa, Anthoathecata, Hydridae. The record is from RefSeq and is a predicted model, not a curated record.